AUGCUGGUGGGCGCCAGGCUCCAGCGGCGGCGGCGGCAGCUGCAGCACCAGCCCCGCCGGCGGCAGCCUCUCCUCUGGCCGAUGAAUGCAGACCCGCCGCCGCCGCCGCCGCCCUGGGUUUGGAUGGUGCCCGGCUCGGCCGGGCUGUUCCGGCUGGGCGCGGGGGUCGCGGCCCCGCCCGUGCUGCUCGCCUCGGCGCAGCCCCCCGCCGGCCCGCUGCUCCCGGGGCUGCCCGCCUGGCAAGCUCCCGGCGAGACCCUGCUGCCGCUGCCGCCGCUGCCCUCUGCGCCAGACCACGCCGCCGCCGCCGCCGCGCACCGCUACCCCGUGCUCCACGGGCAGUGGCUGUUUGGUGGUCAUUCCCCAUCGAUUGGACUGUCCCCCACUUCCUCUGUGGAACUGGUGCCCAUUUUCCCACAUGUCUGCACAUCCGCUCUUGCACUUCCUGUUGGGAAAAGCUGGAUAGACAAAAGGAUCCCUAAUUGUAAGAUCUUUGUAAAUAAUUCCUUUGCUCUGGACUCAACGUGGGUGUAUCCUGAGGAAUCAAGGUUGUUUCAUGGGCACCAAAAGCCUCAGCUAUGGACAAACCAAGUGGCCGUGUCUCUGUCCAGACCAGCCCCUGCCUCCAGGCCUCUGCCCACAGUGGUGUUAGCGCCUCAGCCCCCACCAGGUGGCUCUCACAGCAGCCUUAAGCCCGUGGGCAGUGGCCCCACCGUGGCCAUCGCAGCCGCCACCGCAGCCGUGGUCUCCGUGGACCCCGAGGGGCUCGGGGGCCCGCCCCCCUCCAGGACGCAGCCCUGCCACUUCCUGACCCUGGCGCCCAUCAGGAUCCCCUUGCGGACCGCACCCUUCCCCGACAAAAGCAGAGAGCGCAGCCGGGCGCCCUGCCCCCCAGCCCUGGUGCUACACGCAGAGAGGAAGAGCCCAGCGGGGGAUGGAGAGGACAAGGAGCCUCCGUCGAUCCUGGUGACCAGCGAGGACAGCACGCCCAAAGGCACAAGGCCCGUGGCAUCCACCCCGGUGCCGGGAUCCCCCUGGUGUGUGGUCUGGACGGGAGAUGACCGAGUUUUCUUCUUCAACCCGACGAUGCAGUUGUCUGUCUGGGAGAAGCCGAUGGACUUGAGGAACCGCGGGGACCUCAACAGGAUCAUCGAAGACCCUCCCCACAAGCGCAAGCUGGAGGCAGCAGCAACCGAGCCCAGCGAUGGAUCGAGUUCUGAAGAUGGCAGGGAAGACCCAGAUGUGAAAACCAAGAGGAAUCGGACGGAAGGCCACGUGAGUCCCAGGCCCCAGGAGGCAGAGAGACAGGACGCGGGCGCCAAGACACCCCCGCCCCAGAUCCUUCUGCCGCUGGAGGAGCGAGCGACCCACUUCCGAGACAUGCUUCUGGAGAGAGGGGUGUCAGCGUUUUCUACCUGGGAGAAAGAAUUACAUAAAAUCGUGUUUGAUCCACGCUAUCUCCUGCUGAACUCGGAGGAGCGGAAACAGAUAUUUGAACAGUUUGUCAAGACAAGAAUAAAAGAAGAAUACAAGGAGAAGAAAAGCAAAUUGCUGCUAGCCAAAGAAGAAUUCAAAAAGCUUCUAGAGGAAUCUAAACUGUCACCCAGGACCACAUUUAAGGAGUUUGCUGAGAAGUACGGCCGGGAUCAGAGGUUUCGACUCGUCCAAAAGCGGAAGGACCAGGAACAUUUUUUCAACCAGUUCAUCCUUAUUCUCAAGAAGCGGGACAAGGAAAACAGACUCAGGCUCCGGAAGAUGAGAUGA
Dama dama (fallow deer) is the source of this 1764-nucleotide messenger RNA. It is a transcript of the gene TCERG1L, whose product is annotated as transcription elongation regulator 1 like. The transcript has 12 exons. Bases 1 to 1764 code for a protein of 587 amino acids. Lineage: Eukaryota; Metazoa; Chordata; Mammalia; Artiodactyla; Cervidae. The record is from RefSeq and is a predicted model, not a curated record. Gene Ontology annotation, molecular function: RNA polymerase binding; transcription coregulator activity. Gene Ontology annotation, cellular component: nucleus.